ACUCCACUUUCUUCGUCAAGCAUGUCCCAUAGCGAUAUCUCGCCGCCAUCAAGCUACCAGGAGCUAAGCCAAAUCAAGGGUUUGGACCCCACGGUGGCCAAACUCCUACCUUCCAUCAACUCACAAGGUGGUGACAUAACCAGAAAUUUAAUAGACACAUCUGUCAACACUCAGAAGCUAAGACGUUCGUCGUCGUUUUCAACGUUCUUGGACGAAAGCAGAAGAAACUCCACCGCCUCUGAUAUCAAUAUCCCCGGGGGAUUCCGAAGACAAUACAUCAUCAACCAGUCCAUCAAAAACAAUCGCCUGCCACCCAAGUUCUUAACAAAUAACUUGAUUGAAUUCUUGAAUAUCUACUCGAACUUCGCCGGGGAGGACUUGAGUGAUGACGAGUAUGACAGCUACAACCAGGACACCACCGCUGAUGAAGAAAGCUUGUUGUUGCCGGAAGAGCCUAUUCUUGUACACCAAAUGAACCAGCGGAUGCCGAAGUCAAAUGUGAAGACAUACUUUUUGGUGUUCAAAGCAUUGGUGGGUUCGGGUAUACUAUUCCUUCCCAAGGCGUUUUCCAACGGGGGGUUGAUAUUCUCUAUCAUCACCUUGAAUAUUUUUGGGGUAUUGACAUUUAUCUGUUAUAUGCUUUUGAUUGUCCUGAAAAACUACUUCAAAUUGGGCUCUUUUGGAGAACUUGGAUUCCAGACAUAUGGGAGUCCCAUGAAAGUGUUGAUAUUGAUAUCAAUAUUGAUCAGCCAGAUCGGAUUUGUGUCUACGUAUAUCUUAUUCACCACCUCAAACAUGGCGAGUCUCUUCCACUUGAGCCAAUUCAAUCUAGUAGUACUGCAAUUUAUAUUGCUUAUCCCCUUGGUGCUCAUUCGGAAAAUCGGCAAGUUAUCAUUCAUCUCGUUGGUCAGCUCGGUGUGUAUUUUGAUUGGAUUGGUGAUCAUUUUCUACUAUUCCAUCUCAGACUUGGUAGAAGAUGGGUUGGGGCCCAACAUCAUUCAGUUCAAUUCUAACAGUUGGUCGAUGUUGAUAGGGGUGGCUGUGACAUCAUUUGAAGGUAUUGGACUUAUCUUACCCAUCGAGGCGUCCAUGUCAAACCCCAAGCAAUUUCCUCGGGUGUUGGCUACUUCCAUGAUCGCCAUCACCCUUUUAUUCACCACUGUGGGGGUCUUGGGUUACUUGACCUUUGGGGAUAAAGUUGAAACCAUCAUCUUAUUGAACUUGCCAUACACCAACAUCUCCAUCAAAGCCAUCUUGAUCUUGUACUCAGUGGCAGUGUUUUUGACGGCCCCAUUACAGUUGUUUCCUGCUAUUAAGAUCUUAGAGAACGUAAUUUUCAACUCGUCGAUGUUCUUCAAGAACGGGAAGCUCUAUAACUCGGGAAAGUUCAACAGCAGAAUCAAGUGGCUAAAGAACAUCUACCGGGUUGCCUUUCUAUUGGUGAUAUGUAUCGUGGCUUACUGCAACUUUGAUAACAUCGACAAGUUUGUCAGUUUCAACGGGUGUUUUGCCUGUAUUCCAUUGGUUUAUAUCUACCCACCAUUGAUCCACUUGAAAACAUUGGGAAGCUCCACCAGAGACAAGAUAUACAAGUCUUUAGACUACACGUUGGCCAUCAUCGGGGUGGUAGUGGUUAUUUAUUCUACAUACCAAAUCUUAUUCUUAAACUAGUCAAUAUACAUCGGUGGGUGCGCACUUUAAAAUGCUCAUCAACGAUCGCGUUCUUAUCUAACUACUCAGUAAGUGAAUUACGGUUUCUGAGGGCAAACACUUCAUCAUGAGCAAGUCAAGACUCAUGUCGUGCCAGCGGUGCCGAAAGAAGAAGAUCAAAUGUAACUAUGAGUAUCCAUGUUCAAAUUGCGUCAAGGGUAAGUUUGAUUGCGUUAAAGUGGUGGAUGACAUGAGAAAAAAGCGGUAUACCGUCAAGUAUGU
This is a messenger RNA of Yamadazyma tenuis ATCC 10573, 1932 nucleotides long. The record is from RefSeq and is a predicted model, not a curated record. Lineage: Eukaryota; Fungi; Ascomycota; Pichiomycetes; Serinales; Debaryomycetaceae.